AUGAACGCAAAAGCAAUAUCUUUUCUGGUUGGUCUAGCUCUUGUACUUGCUGUUCAAGCUCAAGAUCAAUCAGGUUUUAUAAGCUUGGAUUGUGGAUUACCGGAAAAUUCAACAUACAAGGAGCCAACAACGAAGAUUGACUACAUUUCAGAUGCAGCAUAUAUAAACAGUGGUGAAAGCAAAAGCAUAAAGGUAAACUAUAAAAGCUUCAAACAAAGACAACUACGGUCCCUUAGAAGCUUUCGUCAAGAAACCAGAAACUGUUACAACAUAAGCAAUAUUAUCAGUCAAAAGAAAUACUUAAUUCGAGCAAGCUUCGUGUAUGGAAAUUAUGAUGGGUUAAAUAAAUUACCAAUAUUUGAUCUCUAUUUUGGAGAUAGCUUGUGGGAUAAAGUGGAGAUUACGUACUUAGCAGGUGAGGUCUACAAAGAAAUCAUACAUAAUCCAUCAGUAAAUAGAGUUCAAAUCUGUCUAAUAAAUACGGGAACUGGAAUACCUUUCAUCUCUGCAUUGGAAUUUAGACCUUUACCAAAUGAUAUUUACCCAAUUCAAUUUGGAUCCUUGUCAACUCUUUAUCGACAGAAUCUGGGGUCGAAUUCAAUUGAAAAAUACAGGUACCCUUAUGAUGUUUUCGAUCGAAUUUGGUAUGCUGUCAAUAAUGAUGAAUAUUUCAUUCGAUUAAACACCUCUCUUACCAUAAAUGCUGACGGCCGCAACGAGUACCAUCCAGCAGCCAUAGUCAUGGAAACCGCUAUCACACCAAAAAACUCGAGUCAAUCUAUUAAUUUUAAGUUGGAGUCACAUGAUGAAAAUACCCAGUAUUAUAUAUACCUUCACUUCGCAGAGUUGGUAAAGCUUCAACGUAAACAAUUCCGAGGGUUCAACAUCAGUCAUAACGGGCAAUAUUGGGAUGGACCUAUUAUUCCCGACUACUUGUAUCCAAGCAGCUAUUAUAAAACCAAACCAUUGGAAUUCCCACAAAAACAACACAACUUUUCAUUUUUUCGAACUGAAAAUUCAACACUUCCUCCAAUCAUCAAUGCUUUAGAAAUAUAUUUCAGAAUUGAGAUCUCAGAACUAGAAUCAGAUCAGGAAGAUGUGGAUACAAUGAGAAAAUUAAAGUCAACUUACGGAGUCAUCAAAGAUUGGCAAGGAGAUCCAUGCAUCCCCAAAGCAUAUCCUUGGAAUGGUGUAGGUUGUACCAAUGAGUCAAUUCCAAGAAUCAUAUCAUUGAACUUGUCGUCAAGUGGUCUGACAGGAGACAUAUCUCCGGUUGUAUCCAAUCUAGCAGCCCUAGAGACCCUGGACUUGUCAAACAAUGGCUUAACAGGAAAACUGCCUGAUUCUCUGUCCAAAUUGUCAAAUCUCAAAGUCCUAAACUUGGAGAACAACAAUCUCUCAUGUCCAAUUCCACCUGAACUCUUAAGAAGAUUCAAUGAUAAUUCACUAUCACUGAGAGUGAAAGGUAAUCCAAAGCUUGAAGCACAUCCUUUAAGUGAUUGCACUGAGGAGCAGAAAGGAGAGAAGCAGAAAGAAAAGAACAAGUUUGUGAUUCCAGUAGUAGCAUCAGUGGGUGGCCUACUUGCUAUUUCCACAAUUGCAGGGAUUGUCUUUUGUAUUGCUAGAAGAAAAAGGAAAGAAAAAGAUAAAGAUGUCUUGGAGGUGGAUCGUUCGCAAACCAACAAGGACAUUGAAGGCAGUUCUUUGAAAACGAGAAGGCGGCAGUUUACUUAUUCUGAAGUUGUAACAAUGACUAACAAUUUUGACCAGAUUCUUGGUAGAGGUAAUUUUGGAGCAGUUUAUCAUGGGUUGAUUGAUGAUAUUCAAGUGGCUGUGAAGAUGCUAGCACCAUCAGCAAUACAAGGCCACGAUCAAUUUAAAGAAGAGGAAUGUAUUUGUAUAUAG
Messenger RNA from Cucumis melo (muskmelon), 1905 nucleotides. Its product is annotated as putative leucine-rich repeat receptor-like protein kinase At2g19210. Gene Ontology annotation, molecular function: protein binding; ATP binding. Bases 1 to 1905 code for a protein of 634 amino acids. The transcript is spliced from 8 exons. NCBI's taxonomy places the organism in Eukaryota, Viridiplantae, Streptophyta, Magnoliopsida, Cucurbitales, Cucurbitaceae. The record is from RefSeq and is a predicted model, not a curated record.